Messenger RNA from Labrus mixtus (cuckoo wrasse), 3618 nucleotides. RefSeq names its product zinc finger protein 385A-like. The transcript has 9 exons. Bases 748 to 1914 code for a protein of 388 amino acids. Lineage: Eukaryota; Metazoa; Chordata; Actinopteri; Labriformes; Labridae. The record is from RefSeq and is a predicted model, not a curated record. Gene Ontology annotation, cellular component: nucleus. Gene Ontology annotation, molecular function: zinc ion binding; nucleic acid binding.
UAAGAAGCAGAACGAGCCUCUGGAAUCUAGUGCACUGGUUUCGCUUCACGGAAAGAAGUGACGGUAUGAAGGGGAAUCACUGACAAGUUAGAAAAGACCACAGAGAGGGAUUAAUGAGAAUCUGAGUAGAGUUAGGGAAAUAGACUGUGAGGAAGAUGAUCAAGCUAAACAUCAAGCCACCUGCUGUUUAAUGCAGCGACAUUGCUGGCAUGUGGCUGCCUGUGCACAGUGGUUCCCUCUCCUCCCUCUAGCUGACGGCUGCAGGAUCUGCACUCAAGUCGACGCUUGCUACCUUAUCUAUCUUUUAGCAGUAACGUAAAGCAAAAACGUUCACUGAUUCCACUCAUAUAAAGGAUCUCUGUCUGUACAUCUUCAUGCCGGCUGACACACUGACCUUUGGGAAAACUCUACUGGACGUGGAUCACUUCGAGCCACGUGAAUAACAGAGGCGACCUAUGUGGAGCUCAGGUUAACAUGGCUUUUUACCUCCUCUGGUCACCUUGGACUCACCUCAAAACAUGCGGCUCCCUCCCCCUCCUCCAUGCUUUCCUUCUUUUUCCACCUCAUCUCCCCUCCUCAGCCAGACCUCUUUUCCUCGCUCAAUCGACUUCAGCCACUCAGCCUCGCCUCCAUUAUUUCCUACCAAAGUCCUCAUCUCUGGUUCCUCACUAACCAGGAAGUGUAAACCGACCGGGGCCGGUCCCUGCCUUCCUCAGGAGUCCCACUGUCAUCCCAUCCCCACUGGACAUGAAGCACUUCCUCCAGUUCCCCCUGGAGUCGCCUCACUCAGCCGGCAUCGGCCUCUUCCACAACUUUAACACUAUGGACCCUGUCCAGAAGGCUGUGAUGACGCACACGUUUGGGCCACCUCUGGUGAAGACAAAGCGGCCAAUCAUUUCCUGCAACGUCUGUCAGAUACGUUUCAACUCAGAGAGCCAGGCAGAGGCCCACUAUAAGGGCAACCGCCAUGCUCGCAGGGUGAAGGGGAUAGAGACAUCAAAGACAGCUCGCCCCCAAGAUGGCGACAAGCAGCACCCUCCACCUUCUGCUUCUCCCUCCCCAAUAGGCCCCUCACCAUCCAGCCCAGAGCCUGAUCCUAAUAAGCAGGAUGACACCCAAUCCUGUUCCAACCUUAACAAGCCACCUUUGACCCCUGGCCAACUUCCAACACCCACACUGAGCUCUACAGAUGCAGAGUGUCCCCUCUUGCCUUCGGUCAGCAUGCCCUUGUCAUCCUCUCCCUCACCCUCUGCUAUUGAUCCAGCAGCGUCUGGUCUUCCUGACAUCCCGUCACCAGCACCCAGCUCUAUGUCAGGGGAGUCAGAGGAAGAGAAAGCCAAGAAGCUUCUUUACUGUUCCUUGUGCAAAGUAGCUGUUAAUUCCCUCUCACAACUGGAGGCACACAACAAAGGUACCAAACACAAAACCAUUCUGGAGGCUCGGAGUGGACUGGGGCCCAUUAAGGCAUACCCGCGUCUUGGUCCCAAACCCAGCCCAGAGCAGGGAGGGGAGUUGUCCUCUGACCCGAACACUCAGGAACGUACCUUCCACUGUGAGAUCUGCAACGUCAGAGUCAACUCAGAGCUGCAGCUCAAACAGCAUAUAUCUAGUAGGAGACAUCGAGAUGGAGUUGCAGGGAAACCUAAUCCUCUUCUCAGUCGGCACAAGAAGCGCACAGACUUUAUGGAACUCCAAAAAACUCUGGGGGCAGGACUUUUACCAAGUCCUCUGGCUGUUGCUGCAGCAAUGGCAGCCGCAGCAUCCUCCAAUCAGAUGGCACUACGUCCUCCUGGCCCAUCCUCCCACCCUCAUCCCCAUCACCACCUCCUGCAGGGAACACCUCUCAGCCUGCUGAGGCCGGCUCCAGGUCCAAUUCGCACCACACAUGGGCCAAUCCUCUUUACUCCUUACUGAUGCAAUGGAUGAGGAACAAUCACGAAGAAGCACACUGUGAAGUGGUGGCCUGCAACUGUUUGCCAAGAAGAGCUCAGCUGGUAUUGUUUCAGCAGUAGACACAACUGUGGCUCUUUAUGUGCAAACUGCGGUUACAGACCACCUCUGUUACUAUGAAAAAGAACAGUCACCUUACAAAGCUCAGAUAUUUCAGAGACCUAAUGUGUCCAUCCUCCCAGUUCCCUUCAUCACUCUAGCUACCUGCCAAUCAACAAGCAGACUCUGCAGAUAGUAAAAAAACAAACAAAAAUGUUUUGAUCAAGCAUGGACUUCUUUGAGCAUGCUCGAAUCUGAAACUGACUUUAUCUAACAUAUGAUCCACCGUCUUUGAAUCAAAACCCUACCUCUCUUGUGUUUUCAAUGUUCGCCUCCGCAAGGAUUUAUGACAUAUCCAAACAGCAUUAAACAUGCCUGCUGGGGGAGAAAUAGUAACUGCCACAGAUGUUAGCUGGUAUCAUACAGUAGCUGUCACAUAGCGUGGAUAGAACCACUGUUAGGUCCUGUUUUUUGUAGCUUAUAAAGAGAAAAAGACACAGAUAUUUUGGGCAAUGUUUCUGCAGUUGGCAAACAUUUCUCUGUUUUGUAUGUCUACAUUAUCACAAAAUGCAUACAUGGUCUAUAUUAACCACUGCGGGGCAAUAACUGGCAAAUAAAGAGGAAAAUUAGUGUAGAAGUAACAUGACGUCUUAAAUCUGUAGUGAUAAGUACUUCAACCAUGUCUAUGGGUUGGCAAAGUUGAACAGAAGUAAUUUAUUGGUGCACUAUGAAACAAUCAGGGUUUCUUUCAAAUAUGUGUGUAAAAUGUUGUUAGAUUGGACAAAAUAGUUUACGAACGAGGGUGAGAACUAAAUUAGUUUGUGUAAAGCAGGUCCAGAUGUAACAAUCCCCACUUAAAUAAAUGAUUUCCCAGUUUUGUCCCUUGGUAGCUAACAACUGGGCAAUGGUCUUUGCAUAAAAAAAAAUAACUAAGCACAUAUGUAAAAGUCUGGGGUGCAAAGUGUAAACAGGUUCAAUAUAUUUAAAGUGACCAUCUAUGGUUUUUGUAUCUGUUACGUGCAAAACUGAAAGGUUUCAGUGUCUUAAUAAGUUCACUGUGAACACAGCGGAAUAAUGUUGGCGUGAGGACGAUAGAAGCAGGUAUUUGCAUUUCCUGCACAUUUGAUUAUGCAGACCAUAUUUUUUAUCACAACCCAUACAAGGUUUCAGGAAACAGUGGGAUGAAAGACACCAGCAUUAUGUUACAGAAGGAAAAGAAGAGGACCACAUGAUGAGGUGAGUGGCUGGAUGCAAAAAAAACAACAACACACUCUUUGUGUUAGUGUUAUAGGACUGUAAUGGGAUAAAACAAGUAUUUAGGUUGUCUGCUCUGCCUUGUGUGCUUCCUACAUGACCCUGAACUAUCCCAGUGAAAACUCUUAUGAUGGCUUGUACCACAUUAGAAGGAAGCUUUAGGAAACCGAAACUGUAGCAAUACUUAAAGCACUCCUGCUAACUAUUCCUGUUCAAUGCAAUAAAAGAAAAUGUCUUCAAAUGUAUGAAUUGUUAUGUAGGGGAAGUGUCUUGAAUCAUUAUUGUAAAUGUAGAUUAUUAAAAAAAUUAGAGAAGGAACAUGUUGGGCUCUUAAUUGUUAAAUAAAAAUAAAAAUAUAUAAAAAAAAUAAACUGA